UAGGAAGAUGAGGAUGAGGAUGGAGAGCUAUGUAGGGACAUAUAGAUGCUAGGAGAGGAGGAUGUGUAAUAAUGCAUGGGUGGGUGCUACAUUUGACCCAGCUCGCUGCUCUUCUAAUUUCAAAUGUGAUUCAACUGGAAAAAUUAACAACAGUAAAGGCGAGUGGCUGAGCCGGCUGUCAGUCAUUUAAAUCGGGAGAGGGGGCGGGUCUCUCUGCCCCCGUGCUUCAUGAGGGCGCAGAACGAGCCCUGAGCAGACUCUGAACAGCUGUCGAGUCCUCCGUCCGCGCUCCGCGCUCUCUUGAACCUCCUCCACUUCACGGAUUCAUCUAACAUGUCCCUGCUCCGGUGGGUCCGGGUCCUGGUCUUUGGAGGUAGCAGAGCAGCCUGAGUUGAGUGGGGUCUCCCUGUUGAUACAGUAUGUCCACAGUCUGACCACAGCUGGAGCACAGACGCUGUUUCGCGGUGCUGAGGGCAUCAGGAGUCGCGCGGAGAGCGGAGGUUUCCGAGCCCGUGGAGAGCGAUGAUGAGGAGGAAGACGCUCUCUGUGGCGGGCUUUUUACUCGCCUGGAAACUAGUCCUGUUACUCAGUGUGGGUCAGUGUAAGGAGGUGGACAGUGCUGCGAGGACACGGCAAGCCCCGAUGUCUCCCUCUGACUUCCUGGACAAACUCAUGGGGAGGACAUCAGGGUAUGACGCCAGGAUAAGACCCAACUUCAAAGGUCCACCAGUCAAUGUUUCCUGUAACAUCUUCAUCAACAGCUUUGGCUCCAUUGCUGAAACCACCAUGGACUACCGUGUGAACAUCUUCCUCCGUCAGCAGUGGAAUGAUCCCAGACUGGCCUACGCCGAGUACCCUGAUGACUCUCUGGACCUGGACCCCUCUAUGUUAGACUCCAUAUGGAAACCUGAUCUGUUCUUUGCCAAUGAGAAGGGAGCCCACUUCCAUGAAGUCACUACAGACAACAAGCUGCUCAGGAUCUUCAAGAAUGGAAACGUUCUGUACUCCAUCAGACUCACCCUGACUCUGUCCUGUCCCAUGGAUCUGAAGAACUUCCCCAUGGAUGUUCAGACCUGUAUCAUGCAGCUGGAGAGCUUCGGUUACACCAUGAACGACCUGAUCUUUGAGUGGCAGGAGAACGGACCAGUUCAAGUGGCUGAAGGCCUCACGCUGCCACAGUUCAUCCUCAAAGAUGAGUCAGACCUCAGAUACUGCACCAAGCACUACAACACAGGUAAAUUUACCUGUAUUGAGGUGCGGUUCCACCUGGAGCGUCAGAUGGGGUACUACCUGAUCCAGAUGUACAUCCCCUCUCUGCUCAUCGUCAUUCUUUCCUGGGUCUCCUUCUGGAUCAACAUGGACGCCGCCCCAGCCAGAGUGGCACUGGGCAUCACCACCGUCCUCACCAUGACAACACAGAGCUCCGGCUCCAGGACCUCUCUGCCUAAGGUCUCCUAUGUGAAGGCCAUAGACAUCUGGAUGGCGGUGUGUCUGCUCUUCGUCUUCUCAGCGCUGCUGGAGUAUGCUGCUGUUAACUUUGUGUCGAGGCAACACAAAGAGCUGCUGCGGUUUAGACGGCAUCACAAGAGCAAGAGCAAGAACAGUGGAGGUGCAGUUGAUCCAGGGGAGCUAGCUGAGUCCCUCCGUCGAGUUAACACUGACAACGGCUUCAAACCAUCAGACCCCCUGUAUGGAUCUAUGACCAACAUCUACACCAGCAACCACAGGCUGGUGUACACCCAGGGCCAGUCAAGUAUCCAGACCUUCUACUGUGGCACUCCAGACUGUGGUCAGGAAGGGGAAGUACAUGAGAGCAGGCCGACCUCCACAGCUGCUGUGACCUCAACUCCCAGCAACAGCAAGGACUCCAAGGCCAGCGCCAACAAUACUGUUACUGCUCUGAACACCCAAGGAUCCACAACAAACACUACCCAGAAUCCAUCUGGAGCAGCGGCAGGUAGAGGGGGUAAAAGCACAGAGGAGAUGAGGAAGUUAUUCAUCGAUCGAGCCAAGAAGAUAGACACUGUGUCGAGGGCUGGCUUCCCUCUGGCCUUCCUCUUCUUCAACAUCUUCUACUGGGUCCUGUACAAGAUACUGCGACAUGAAGAUGUGCAUAAGCAGUAGAGCGUAUUCACACACACACACACACACACACAGUAUGUGCACACAUACACACACACACUCACACCCUCAUACUGCUAAUCGUAUGAGGACACUUCAUCAGCUACAUUUAUUUUUUUCUCUCCCUUAGUCCUGACCUCUGACCUUGACCUUUCAAGAUGACCAUUAUCCCUCUGUAGGAUCCCAGCUGACUCACAACCCACCUGCUGUAAUAUCGACCAAUCAGCAGUCAGCUGAGCUCCGGACAGGUGUGUGACAGGAUGGUGCAGAGAGCAGGCGUUACACGCCUGGUUUAUACCUGAUCCAGCAGCUGAGUGGAGCUGUGUCUCUUCAGGUGUUUCUGUCUGAGGAGACUUUGUCCUGAAGGAAGGGGGGGAGUUCAGUCAGCUUCAUUUGUGCCAAAGCAGCAUGGGUAAUGUAGUGCACUGCGCAGCUACAUACAGUUAGAUACAGUGGAUGACGAGCCUCUACACUCAGAGAUCAUUCUCAGGAUCAAGUGUUAGACGACACGAGCUGAAUAAAUUCACUGUUUCCUCACUUUACUCUCAAUAACUUGUUCAGUAACAUGUCAGAGUGUAAAUACGUACAUAUACAUGUUUGGUAGCACUAUAAUAAAGAAAGACCAGUAACUGACGCAGCUUCAGGCUUCAGAGCCGAGCACAGUCACUGCAGCAGGUACGAUCACCUGUUCAUGACCACACACCUGUUUCAUCAUCACACUGUAAACACAAGAAAAUACACUGAUGAAUAAAUCUACUGUUUAUUAAAGAUUUACAGUCUUUGACUGGAGUUAAUGAAAGAGGGAGAAGAUGCUGAUGCAGCGAAGGAGCUCUGAGGAUGAUCAGCUGUUUUUACCUGUUUCUGAUCAGGUGUGUUUGAUUUGUUGUAAGUGACGUACUGAGCCUGUGUGAGGUGUCAGGGAAAAACAGACUGAACUAGUGACAAAUUCUUAGUGAUGCCAUGAUUAUUCUCAGCACUGAUGAUUAAUAUCAGAAUCAAUAAUAUAUAGACAGUACAGCCAGUAACUGUGUGGCUAACAGAAAUGACAGGGCAGAUCCUGGACCACCCUCCCUGAAGAAUAAAAAAAACUGUAGAACAUGAUACAAAGACUGAAGACAUGGACAUAAAAACAACUUUCUAAAAAAGAAUAAUACUCUAGAAAAGUAAAGUACUGAAAAUAUACAGAAGUACAGUACUGAAGUAAAUGUACUUAGUUGCUGCCCACCCCCGAGUAAGAUCGGGUUUAAGGAAACACAGUUGUUAAUGUCUUCAUCAGAAACUAAAGAAGAAUGAACCUAAAUCAACAUAAACUGUAAUCAGGUAGGUCAGGGACUGUAUGAUUAUCAGUUUAAUCAAUAUACCUGCCUUUAAUGAAAGCUCAAAGAUGAGCGAAGGACUGGAUCAGCAGCUGGAGCCAGAUGUUCAAAGUAAAUGAUCCUGAAACCUUCCUGUGGUAAGAAAAUAAAAAACAUCGACCACUUUGACCGUUGGCCUCUAGUAAACCCUCACAUCUACUCUUAAAACCAGUACCAGAUAUAAACCAGUUCAACCUCUGACUGGUUCCUCUGAGACACUGGUCCUCAGUCUUCAGUCUAUUUAGAGUCAGGCUCAUCUAGACUCUGGUAUCACCACAUACAGGUGGACAGGUCUUCUUCCCUGGGUACAUGAAGAGCUAAUGGUGGCUCAGCGUGUCCUUUGGUGAGAAGAGAAUCCAGUAUCCAAGAUCUGGACUCUCAAAACCUGGGGCCAGAUGCAUUAAUGGUGCGUACACACACUAUUUAGUACACACUAUUUAUAGUGAAUGUGUCACCUCCCACAUUCCUUUAACCAUGUGAACAUGCGGUUUUCCAGAGUGAUCCAAGUUACAGGGAAGUGAAAAUACAAAAUAAGUCGAGACACAUCAUCUAACAUGAAGUGAAAUUACCAACUUCCCGGAGUGGUUUGAGGUUUGAGGUUUACACAGCAAUAACAAUUUUUACAAUUCAUAAACAGAAGUAAUUGUGUUCGUGCUCAAUGUUUCCUUCAUCAUUGUUUAAUGUCAUUAUUUAUUGUGAGUCAUUCUGUUUGAAACUAUUGUGAGUCUCUAGUUCCAAUAAAUGAAGUUCAGAGUAAAAGAGGACUUUAUAAUUGCAGUCAUUGUACUAAAGUAAACUGAUGCAUGUUUUUACUUCAGUUUCACAAUCAGUCCCAAUCUGGUGUCCAUCAUGUAUAAUCACAGGAAAUCUCAUUAACUCAACAUGGCAGAAUAAUCUAGUAUCAGUUCAAUGGGUUAAACGUGGGAUUGAAGUGUCCAGUCAUCAGCAUGUGCUCUGUUCUGUCUGCUGUAGGGACAUUCAGACACUCAACUUUGUGAUUAGUAUAGGACACAUUAUUGUUGAUUUCUGGUUCCUUGUUUCACUGGAAGUUCAUUGUGUUUUCUAGGAAACAGUUUGGCUCCAGUUUGAAUUCCUGUCAGCUGAUAGUGUCGCCUCACAGCUUCAGUUCAGCGUGUUGUGCAGUGUCAGAGAUCGGCCAUCUGUCACAAUGCUCCCAGUGAUAUGAAGUAACAGUUUCAGGUCUCCACAAGUUGAUCUACAUUCCUCAGUGGAAAAAGGAGUCUGACAGUCUGAGGUGAUAUUCGCAGAACCUGAGGGUUCAGCCGACUGUUUUUCUGUUGGUCACACUGCAUGUGAACUCAGACAUGAGACUGGCAGAGCUCCACAGACUGUUUUCCAGGAUGUUCAGUGUUAUUUACUCCACUGUUUCCUGUCAGAAAUAUUCUCAUGGUUCUGAUGAAAACAUCUCACUGUCACCCCCCGCCCAGCGCCCACCGUUCAUCCGCUCCUACAGGCUCCACAUUUAAUUAUUCACUGUGUUCAUUUCUACACAGCUCUGUGCAGGCUCCACUCUAUGCACUGAUAGUUUGCAUGUGUACUAUAUCCUUCUUGUCAUGGUCAGUGUUUUGUUCAGUUAAUAAAGAAGAAUUUGUUUUACUUUGAACUUGUGCCAAUGGAAUCAAACUGCAGUUAAACUUCAGAUCUGCCUUCAAACUCCUCUUCACCAACCUGACCGUGUUCAUACUUCAUCAGUUUUAUAUGCGAGUUUUCAUUCUAAACCUACUCAGAAUCAGUCUGCAAAGUGUUUGUGGAUGUGAGUAACAACAGCACAGUUUAAAGGUAUUCAGAUUAUCCGACAUGGGGUUGUGUGAGGUACUGAUCUAUAGUCAGAUCAGUAACAUACUGUGUUACAUACAUACACUGACUACAGAUCAGUCAUACACUGACUACACAUCAGUCAUACACUGACUACAGAUCACUCAUACACUGACUACAGAUCAGUAACAACCCCACGUCAAAUAACCUGAACUACACCUUUAAACUGUGCUGUGAGCACAGUAACGCGUCACGUCCUGUUUUAAUUGACUGAAAAGAGAACAUGAAGCCAGUUUCCUCACCUGGUGCUCACCAUUGCUUUCAUCUUCGUCUUCGUCUGGGCUCUGUCACCAUACAACACAAACUAUCUCAAGCAGUUUUCCAGGUGACUUUCAUCACGUGACUCUUAAAUUUGUGUGGAGGAGGCCAACUGUUAUUCUGAUCAGUGUGUGCGGUCGUGUGGUGACCUCAUCACGGCUCUUUUACCUGUAAUGAGAUGUAAUCAACCAGAGCAGCUCAGAACACCUGUGUGGGUGUGUCUCAUUUUUCUACUCUAGGCCUUGUGUUGUCUUUGUGUUGCCUUCUGACUUGUGUUAUGGCCGUCAAUGUCAGUUUUCUUCACAAUCUUUCAUGGUGGGUCAAAGACAAAUCAUUUUGUACAAAAUAAAAAGAUUUGAAUUAAUGAUGUGUAUCGGUACAUUUGGUCCUGAGUUUAAUGUUUUUCCUGCAGCCCGUGACUCAGAAGGAUUUUUUUUUUUUUUACAUGGUACGCCUCCCUCUGCUGAUUGGCUCAUCACUAACACCUGAGCGGUCCCAUCACUGCAGGUUCAGGACUGUCAGUGAACUGCAGACUGAGAGCUUUCACAGUGUUUGAUCUUAGCCAUUAGAGUUUCUGUGGCUUUGUCGAUAUCACCGCAUUGUGGUUCAGAUGUGGUUUGUGUUACACUGCAGACACACUUCACUACAGUGAGCAGACUGUGUGGGAACCCUGGAUGAAGCUGCAGUGAUGUCACAGCUGGACUACACUGUGAACUUCAUCAAAACUGAGAUAAACCCACUGCUAACAAACUGUCACAUGACUCACUCCCUCGUUGUAAGUUCUCCCUCCCAGUGAAGUGUCACAUGCACAGCAGCUGUAAUGACACACUGUAUGCUGAUAGAGGACUCUGCCAUGAUUCUGUUGGGUUUCAUACAUUUGUUGAGAGCACACUCACUAUUUUCUGUGAAAUAAGAUGUGCAUAUUUUAUCUUGUUCUAAUUCAAUUCUGUUGGAGUAAAAUAAACUUGGUAGCCACUUCUUAA
Seriola aureovittata is the source of this 6553-nucleotide messenger RNA. It is a transcript of the gene glra3, whose product is annotated as glycine receptor, alpha 3. NCBI's taxonomy places the organism in Eukaryota, Metazoa, Chordata, Actinopteri, Carangiformes, Carangidae. Gene Ontology annotation, cellular component: synapse; plasma membrane; neuron projection. Gene Ontology annotation, biological process: regulation of membrane potential; chemical synaptic transmission; nervous system process. The transcript has 11 exons. The coding region runs from base 523 to 2124 and encodes 533 amino acids. Gene Ontology annotation, molecular function: chloride channel activity; transmitter-gated monoatomic ion channel activity; glycine binding. The record is from RefSeq and is a predicted model, not a curated record.